ACCUUUCCCCGGAGAAGAUGGCGGAUCGGGCGGAGAUGUUUUCUCUUUCCACCUUUCACUCGCUGUCGCCGCCAGGCUGCAGGCCUCCACAGGACAUAAGCCUGGAAGAAUUUGAUGAUGAAGAUCUGUCUGAGAUCACCGAUGACUGUGGUCUGGGCCUCAGCUACGACUCGGACCACUGCGAGAAGGAUGGCCUUUCCCUGGGGCGUUCGGAGCAGCCGCACCCCAUCUGCUCCUUCCAGGAUGACUUCCAGGAGUUUGAGAUGAUCGAUGACAAUGAAGAGGAGGAGGAGGAGGAGGAGGAGGAGGAGGAGGAAGAGGAAGAGGAGGAGGAGGAGGAAGAGGAGGAGGAGGGGGAGGAAGCAGAAGGGGAGGGCAAGGAGGGAGGAGGCCCUGCUCGGGAGCCCCUGAUCCCCUCCCCCUCCCUGGAGGAGCCCCACAAGCACCGGCCCACCACGCUCCACCUGACAACGCUGGGAGCCCAGGACUCCCUGAACAACAAUGGAGGGUUUGCUCCAGGGCCUCCAGCCUCCAGGCAGGAAACAGUGCUGUGCCCACCCGCCCAGGAGCCCCUCCGAGAGCCGCCCGCCCCGCUCCCGCCCACGGACAGAAGCCCCUGCGGGGCGCAGUCACCUGUGCACCCAGGUUGCGACUCCGAAGGAAACCAGCCCGCAGGGCCCCUGGCGCCAGGUGAGGCCUCGCCCGCCUCGGAUCCGGGCAUCGAGGCCGACCUGGGGAGCGGCUCCAGCGGAGGCCGCGGGGGUCGGCGCAGCAGCCAGGAGCUGUCGUCGCCGGGCUCCGACUCCGAGGACGCGGGCGGCGCGCGCCUGGGGCGCAUGAUUUCGUCCAUCUCAGAGACAGAGCUGGAGCGGAGCAGCGACGACGGCGGCGGCAGCAGCAGCGGCCGCUCCUCGCACCUCACCAACUCCAUCGAGGAGGCCUCGUCGCCGGCCUCGGAGCCCGAGCCCGAGCCGCCGAGCGAGCCCCCGCGCCGCCCCGCCUUCCUGCCCGUGGGCCCCGACGACACCAACAGCGAGUACGAGUCAGGGUCCGAGUCUGAGCCGGACCUCAGCGAGGACGCCGACUCGCCCUGGCUGCUCAGCAACCUCGUGAGCCGCAUGAUCUCCGAGGGCUCCUCGCCCAUCCGCUGCCCUGGCCAGUGCCUGUCUCCCGCGCCGCGUCCUGCCGGCGAGGGUGUGUCGCCCGCCGGCGAGGCCCCCGGGGCGGCGGCGGGGCCGGGCGUGGAGCUGGUGGACAUGGAGACGCUGUGUGGGCCGCCGCCCCCCGAGCCCUCCGCCCCUCGGCCCGGCCCCGCGCAGCCCGGGCCCUGCCUCUUCCUCAGCAACCCCACGCGCGACACCAUCACGCCCCUGUGGGCCGCUCCGGGCCGCCCUGCCCGCCCGGGCCGCGCCUGCUCUGCCGCCUGCUCGGAAGAGGACGACGAGGAUGAAGAGGAGGAGGACGAAGCUGAGCCCAAGGCAGGGCCCCCCGGGGGCCGGGGCACGGGCCCCGCGGCGCUGGACGCCUCGCUGGUGUACGACGCGGUCAAGUACACGCUGGUGGUGGACGAACACACGCAGCUGGAGCUGGUGAGCCUGCAGCGCUGCGCGGGCCUGGGUGACGACAGCGAGGACAGCGGUGGCGAGGCCAGCGAGGAGGAGGCGGGAGCCGCGCUGCUGGGCCGUGAUCAGGGCCCCGGGGAUGCCUCCCCGGGCAGCCCUGACCUCACCUUCUCCAGGAAGUUCCUCAAUGUCUUUGUCAACAGCACCUCUCGAUCCUCCAGCACCGAGUCUUUCGGCCUUUUUUCCUGCCUGGUCAAUGGGGAGGAGAGGGAGCAAACCCAUCGGGCUGUGUUCAGGUUCAUUCCCCGCCAUCCCGACGAGCUUGAGCUGGAUGUGGACGACCCGGUCCUGGUGGAGGCCGAGGAGGAUGACUUCUGGUUCCGUGGCUUCAACAUGCGCACGGGGGAGCGUGGCGUCUUCCCUGCCUUCUAUGCCCACGCGGUGCCUGGCCCGGCCAAGGACCUGCUGGGGAGCAAGCGGGGUCCCUGCUGGGUGGAGCGCUUUGACGUGCAGUUCCUGGGCUCCGUGGAGGUGCCCUGUCACCAGGGCAAUGGCAUCCUGUGUGCAGCCAUGCAGAAGAUCGCCACUGCCCGGAAACUGACCGUCCACCUGCGUCCUCCUGCCUCCUGUGACCUUGAGAUUUCUCUUCGGGGGGUCAAGCUGAGUCUAAGUGGAGGACCCGAGUUCCAGCACUGCAGCCACUUCUUCCAGAUGAAGAACAUCUCGUUCUGCGGCUGCCACCCCCGCAACAGCUGCUAUUUUGGCUUCAUCACCAAACACCCGCUGCUGAGCCGUUUUGCCUGCCACGUUUUCGUCUCCCAGGAGUCGAUGAGGCCCGUGGCCCAGAGUGUGGGCCGCGCCUUCCUGGAAUACUACCAGCACCACCUGGAGUACGCCUGCCCCACAGAGGACAUCUACCUGGAGUAGCCCCGCCGCGCUCCCGCUCCGGGGGCGGCUGGGGCUGGGGCGUCUCCCGCGGCCUCCUCGGCUUUGGCAAGGACGGGACUGGGGGCACAUGGGACCUGACAUCCGGCGAGUCUCGGGCUGUGCUGGGAACUCUCCUCCUUGCUCCCCAGGGGCUGCUGAAGAGUGGAGUCUGCACCUUCGCUACCCCUGACCUGUUCUGUCUGUGUCGCCCUGGUCUGCCCUUGGCCUCCCUCCUCUCUCCUCCUGUCUGUCUCUGCUCCUCUGUGCCUGCACACUCUUGCCCUCUGCUCUUUACUUUGGGGUCAGCAUUGGGAGGCGCGUGUGGAGGAAGCUCCCAGGUGACCCCUCUUGCUCCUCCCAUGUGAUUUAUAAAGGAAUUUUAAUUUUUAUAGUGAAUAUCAAGGGAUCAUCCCAUCCUCACCAUAGGGACAAAGAGAGGGGACCCCCCCAUACUGCCCCACGAGGAGCUCAGGGGUAAGCAGGGAGGGGUUCCCCAGUAGGGCCCUGGGGGAGACUAGGAGUCGUGGUCACCCCAGGCCCCAGACGCUGCUAGGAGGAGGGGGCCCUGGCCCAGGCCCCGGCCACACCAGCAUCCGCUAUGCCGCUGCAAGCACUCCCCGCAGUCCACCUCAAUAAACUCUCUG
Molecule: messenger RNA, 3133 nt
Organism: Eubalaena glacialis (North Atlantic right whale)
Lineage: Eukaryota; Metazoa; Chordata; Mammalia; Artiodactyla; Balaenidae
Gene: MAPK8IP2
Product: mitogen-activated protein kinase 8 interacting protein 2
Exons: 12
Coding region: 18-2489 (823 amino acids)
Biological process (GO): regulation of JNK cascade
Cellular component (GO): cytoplasm
Molecular function (GO): protein binding
Source: RefSeq, a predicted model, not a curated record